Melospiza melodia melodia is the source of this 1019-nucleotide messenger RNA. It is a transcript of the gene C1QTNF5, whose product is annotated as C1q and TNF related 5. Gene Ontology annotation, cellular component: plasma membrane; cell projection. Gene Ontology annotation, molecular function: protein binding. NCBI's taxonomy places the organism in Eukaryota, Metazoa, Chordata, Aves, Passeriformes, Passerellidae. The transcript has 3 exons. Bases 89 to 826 code for a protein of 245 amino acids. The record is from RefSeq and is a predicted model, not a curated record.
CAGGGGCCAGGCGGAGCCCCAGCCCUUGCACGGCAGCGGCGAGCAGCGAGGCGAGCCCCGGGACAGGAGCCGAGGGACCGCAGACAAGAUGAAGCAGCUCUUCCUCCUCCUCCUCCUCCUCCUGGGGCUCAUCAGCAGGUCCUUGCAGAUCGAAGACAACAAGAUCCCUGGGCUGUGCUCGGGGCAGCCGGGCAUCCCAGGGACCCCAGGCCUGCACGGGGGGCAGGGCUUGCCAGGCAGAGACGGACGGGACGGCCGGGAUGGAGCCAUGGGCAUGCCAGGGGAGAAGGGCGACAUGGGCCCUCCUGGAGUGCCAGGUCCCCGCGGGGAGAUGGGCAGCCCCGGCGUGGACGGGCUGCACGGCGAGAAGGGAGCCCAGGGCGAGUGCGCUGUCGCUCCUCGCUCCGCCUUCAGCGCCAAGCGCUCCGAGUCCCGCAGCCCUCCCCUGGCCGACCAGCCCAUCCUCUUCGACGUGGUGCUCAUCAACGAGCAGGGCCACUACGACCCCGGCACGGGCAAGUUCACCUGCGAGGUGCCCGGCCUCUAUUACUUCGCCGUGCACGCCACCGUGUACCGCACCAGCCUGCAGUUCGACAUCAUGAAGAACGGGCGCUCCAUCGCCUCCUUCUUCCAGUACUACGGCAACUGGCCCAAGCCCACCUCGCUCUCGGGGGGCACCCUGGUCCGCCUGGAGCCCGAGGACGAGGUGUGGGUGCAGGUGGGCGUGGGGGACUACAUCGGCUUCUACGCCAGCGUCAAGACGGACAGCACCUUCACCGGCUUCCUCGUCUACUCCUACUGGCAAAACUCGGCCGUGUUCGCCUGAGCUCGCCCUCGGCGCCCUUCCCCCAGAGCGGCACUCCUGCCCUGCUCGGGGCGCAGAAACGGCCCCUGUGCCGUGGCGGGGGUGGUGGAACACCCCUGGGGCAGCUCGCCCUUGUUUCGGGCACCCCCAGGGCAGGGCAAGCCGGGCUGGGUGGCCGGGAGCCGGCGCCGGGGGUCGUGCCCCAUCCCUCCCC